AAUGCACCAGCCGCCUCCAGCCUCCUGCAGCAGCAGCAGCAGCAGCAGCAGCAGCAGCAGCUGCGAGUGCGCGCGUGUGGGUGUGAGGGUGAGUGCGCUGGCGCCGGCCGCAGCGCCCUGCCCAGCUCCCCGCCAGCUUCCCUACCCCCGCCUGCCGGAGCCGCCCUCCCGUGGGACCAGCACCCUCAUUCCGGCCAGGCAAGCCUGAAUCCUGUCCCUGCCAUCUCGCCACUGCAGCUCGGGUCCAGAAAGGCACCAUUUUGUCGCGGCUGCCCGCUCUCCCAGGGGGAGGAGGGAUCUUUUUUUGCAUUUUGGAGCGGCUGCCAACGAGGGGAACCUGUUGGGCAUCUCCCCAGACCCGCUUGUGAGCGCCUCCGGGGCGGGCGGGCGGGACCAGACCCCUCGGGGCACGGCGCAUCUUGGCACCCGGAGGCAGCGGAGGCAGGCGCAGCAUCCUCGCUGGGAAUUGGAGCUGGAGUGAGCGCACCGCGCGGGAGGAGCCGCCGCAGCCUCGCAGAACCCGAGUGGAGGAGGUGACAGCUCCAUUGCCGGGUUUUUAUUUUUUUUCUCUCCGCCUCCCCGUCUCCUCCUCAGGCUCGGACCAUGGUGCAAUCCCACUGGCUCCCCUGCCCCCCUCUCCUGUGAGACUGGCUGCGGGGAGGGAUCAUGGAUACUUGUCUGCCGGCUUCUGGUUCCCACGCAAGUAAGCCUGCUGUCAAUGGAGGAGGACAUUGAUACCCGCAAAAUCAACAACAGUUUCCUGCGCGACCACAGCUAUGCGACCGAAGGAGCCAAGGGAGAACCCAAGACAGAGAAUAGUGGCACAAUAAUGAAGCAUGAAUUAUCCAGAUGAAAACACCUAUGGAAAUAAAGCUGACAUUAUCUCUACGGUAGAAUUCAACCACACGGGAGAAUUACUAGCGACAGGGGACAAGGGGGGUCGGGUUGUAAUAUUUCAACGAGAGCAGGAGAGUAAAAAUCAGGUUCAUCGUAGGGGUGAAUACAAUGUUUACAGCACAUUCCAGAGCCAUGAACCCGAGUUCGAUUACCUGAAGAGUUUAGAAAUAGAAGAAAAAAUCAAUAAAAUAAGAUGGCUCCCCCAGCAGAAUGCAGCUUACUUUCUUCUGUCUACUAAUGAUAAAACUGUGAAGCUGUGGAAAGUCAGCGAGCGUGAUAAGAGGCCAGAAGGCUACAAUCUGAAAGAUGAGGAGGGUCGGCUCCGAGAUCCUGCCACCAUCACAACCCUGAGGGUGCCUGUCCUGAGACCCAUGGACCUGAUGGUGGAAGCCACCCCGCGAAGAGUAUUUGCCAACGCACACACAUAUCACAUCAACUCCAUAUCCGUCAACAGCGACUAUGAAACCUACAUGUCCGCUGAUGACCUGAGGAUUAACCUAUGGAACUUUGAAAUAACCAAUCAAAGUUUUAAUAUCGUGGACAUUAAGCCAGCCAACAUGGAGGAGCUCACGGAGGUGAUCACAGCAGCCGAGUUCCACCCCCAUCAUUGCAACACCUUCGUGUACAGCAGCAGCAAAGGGACAAUCCGGCUGUGUGACAUGCGGGCAUCUGCCCUGUGUGACAGGCACACCAAGUUUUUUGAAGAGCCGGAAGAUCCAAGCAACAGAUCAUUUUUCUCUGAAAUUAUCUCUUCAAUUUCGGAUGUGAAGUUCAGCCACAGUGGGAGGUAUAUCAUGACCAGGGACUAUUUGACCGUUAAAGUCUGGGAUCUCAACAUGGAAAACCGCCCCAUCGAGACUUACCAGGUUCAUGACUACCUCCGCAGCAAGCUGUGUUCCCUCUAUGAAAAUGACUGCAUUUUUGAUAAAUUUGAGUGUGUGUGGAAUGGGUCAGACAGUGUCAUCAUGACGGGCUCCUACAACAACUUCUUUAGGAUGUUCGACAGAAACACCAAGCGUGAUGUGACCCUUGAGGCUUCGAGGGAAAACAGCAAGCCCCGGGCUAUCCUCAAACCCAGAAAAGUGUGUGUGGGGGGCAAGCGGAGAAAAGACGAGAUCAGUGUCGACAGUCUGGACUUUAGCAAAAAGAUCUUGCAUACAGCUUGGCAUCCUUCAGAAAAUAUUAUAGCAGUGGCGGCUACAAAUAACCUAUAUAUAUUCCAGGACAAGGUUAACUAGGUGGACAAGUUAUUACUUAAUAAUCUCACAUACUGAAUACUAGUCAAACAAGUUUUUAAAUGUUUCUUUGGGUCUUCAUUUGAUGCAUUGACUUUAAUUUCCCUAUGCAGGAAAUGAUUGGAAUAGAAUUAAAAGGAGUCCAACAUUCCCAGCUCCCCAGUUCUAAGAAACUUUUGUCAAACCCAAUAGGUUUGGGACACUUCUGUUUAGAAUUGAAAGCUGCCAGCUAACAGUAAUUCUUCCAUAGUUGACUUGAACUUCUGAUGCUUUUAUUGCCCAGUUUUCUCUGGUGGGUCCAGUGUUUUGUUCCUAGGUGUCUGCUGCGAUAAAAUGAGGUUGUCUGUAGUAUUUAAGGAGAAAAGAAAUAAGUUUUUUUUAAUUAAGCAAUUCCAUUUGAUUGAAAAAAAAACAACAAAAAAUAAACACCGUUUACUCUUAGACAAAUUCUUCUUGUUUUGUGAAAAACCAGAACUAGUCAGUAUCUCCUGCUCCUCCACCAUUUUUUUUCUAUUUUCCAUUUUCCUUUGAACAAUUUCAUUUAAGCCAGAGAUUUAUUGCAUGAAGCUGAGAAGAGGAUGCAGAAUGACGAGGAAAGGGCACAUCAACCCUGCUAUGCUCUUUUUUUGUAAACUCCAUAGAAACAGCCUGAGAAUUUGGCUAGGAAACUUGAAUGCUUCAGGGGACAGAAAGAGAGCACUUUCGACACAGUUCUUCCCAGAGUGAGCUUGGCAGGGCCAGGCGAGGCCAAAUUCCAUCUGCUGCCUUGUUACCCUUGCUUUUUGUGCUCUUAAAUGGCUCCAUAUAAUCCUCUACUUACAUGUUCCUUGGCUUUUUUCUCUUCAACCUUUUCCAGCUUAUUUAUUCCAUUGACUUCUAAAGGCCGAGUCCUGGUUGCUUAUUAUCUGGUAUUCUAAAUGAAGCAGUUGGAAGCAGUGCCACCACCCCUGAGUCCCUGAGAAAGGCUGGUCUGUUCUUUUUGGGUGUUUCUCCUAAGCAGCUCCCUCCCCUCCUCCUGGUUUUGGUAACCAAAAGUAACAAUCCAUCAACCUCCAUUGUACCUAGAACAAAAAUAGCCAAUAAAAAUGCUGAUUUGUAAAGUCCAGUCAGGCACUUCUAACUCACCCCAAGCUCGCCAUCUGGAAAAACAGACCAGAAGGCUGUCUUCUACAGAAAUGAACUGUGGAGAAAUCAAGCAGCUGUGACAUGAAGUGAAUGAAGUCCACUUGAAGCUGUGGAAGAUGGUUCAUCUUUUACCCCUGUUGAGGAUCCAGAUUUAUAACUUCUAGAAAGCCAUUUCCAGAAGGUUCUAUGUGGCAUACCCCUGGGAAAGGCACUAAAUAUAUGCAAAGGAUUUAUAAACUUAGAGAGGAGAGUAGAUGGGUGGAGUCCAGAAAGCUGGGUCUGGGUUAAUAUCGCUACAUCUGCAUUGAUGACUCAUUUCUCCUCACUUCCAUUCAGUGCAGGGUAAAUGGUUUGAGAUGAGAGUUUUUCAUUGAAAGGGAAAUUUUCUUUCAGUUUACAGAUGUAUUAGAAGUCCUGACUUUCAAGUGUAAUUUGCUUUGGAGGAGAAAAAAAAAGUGAAAGAAUCAUAUUGUCUCAAUUCUAAGCUACUAUCCAUUUACUAAUAGCUUUUUGGCAAGGAAAUAACUGUCACCUUAGGUAAAAACAGUUUUGUAAGAUGCAGCCCAAUUUCAGGAACAUUAAAAUGUGAAAAAGUACAUCUCAGAAUUGAGGGAGCAUGGGAAAAAAGACGAGACUUUCUCAGUAUUACUCGUUUUUCCUGCAAGGAAAGCCUCUCCUUAGGCAUCUCAAGUAAAGUGCCUAAGGUUUCUGGCCUGACUGGGACAUUGUUCUUGGAAGAGACAUGAGAGAGUCAGAAACUUCUGCCAGUCAUAGAGAAUGAUGAUACUGCAGAAGGCCACUGGGUUAUUGGCCUUUUACCACCAACUUUCUUUAUGGCCUUUUCUCCACUUCUCCAGACUCAGCUCCUCUGUCUGUACCGGGUCAGGAGUGGGGACCAAUCAUUGUAUCUCAAACUUAAGAAUCAACCCACAUUUGUACUAUUAUUCAUGUAACUUUUUUUAAGUCACAUUUUCUUAAAAGCAAGACUUAGCCUCUUCCAAAGAAAUAAUAUGCAUGAAAUUU
This is a messenger RNA of Macaca mulatta (Rhesus monkey), 4280 nucleotides long. Lineage: Eukaryota; Metazoa; Chordata; Mammalia; Primates; Cercopithecidae. The record is from RefSeq and is a predicted model, not a curated record.